GUUAUUAUGACGAUGAUGUUGGAUUAGGAUUUAGGAAAAAGAAAGCAAAAAUAAAGUAGCAACCGAAGAAGAAAGCAAAAGAAAACAGAAAAAAGGAACCUAAAAAGCAGGAAAAUGUUGAAAAGCAGAGAGUAAAAUUAAAAUAGGAAAACAGAGAUGGAGGAGAGUGAAUUGAGGCUGGUCAGUAUGCUGCAUAUUCUCAGAAACUGCCACCACCUUGUCCUUUUUUAUUAAGACCAAAUCAAUCCACACUCCCCCUCCAUUUUUGGAAUUGAACCACCCAAAAAAUAAUUAAAAAUAUCCAUUGCAACCCAACCCAACCACAACCUCUCCUCUUCUCUUUCAUUUUUAUUUAUUAACAUAUAUUUCAUAUUCACCACCACCCUGUUCUUCCUGUAAUGGCGGAGACCUUCCACGUUCCUUUUUCUUUUUACCCAUUUUUAUAUCCUUGAACCUUCUUUCCAUUUGCUUCCAUGUCCCUUUUUUAGCUCUUCUUCUUCUUCUUCUUCUUUCAUUUUUCUUUUCCAUUUUUCUUUAUUAUGUACUCAUUCUAGUAACUAGUAGUAUAAGUAUAAUCACUUCGCUUGUAGCUUUACAUGAUCGUUCUCUUGGGAGAGUGAAGGGCUGGUCUUAGCUCAGAGUCACCUUCUUCAGAAGUUCAGUCACAGACGAGAAUGGCAAAGGAGUACAGUGGAUCACCCAAACAUCAUCAGCUUGAAUCCAAAAGGAAGCGUUUAACUUGGAUCUUUGGGGUCAGUGGCCUUUGCAUAUUGUUUUACGUUUUGGGAGCUUGGCAGAGUACCAGUCCUCCCACCAAUCGCGCUGAGGUCUACAAUAAAGUUGGUUGUGACGUUGCAACCCCUACAGCAGCCAAUGCUAAUCCAUCAUCAUCAUCAUCAUCGGCACUCCUGGACUUCAAUAGCCAUCAUCAGAUUGAAAUCAACACUACUGAUGCAGUUGCCGAGUUUCCACCAUGUGAUAUGUCCUACAGUGAGUAUACUCCUUGCCAACAUCCAGAGAGAGGAAGGAAAUUUGAUAGGAACAUGUUGAAAUACAGAGAAAGGCAUUGCCCAACAAAGGAAGAAUUGCUCCUUUGCCUAAUACCUGCCCCUCCAAAAUAUAAAACCCCUUUCAAAUGGCCUCAGAGCCGUGAUUAUGCCUGGUAUGACAAUAUUCCUCACAGAGAACUCAGCAUUGAGAAGGCUGUGCAGAACUGGAUUCAAUUAGAGGGUGAUCGUUUCAGAUUCCCUGGGGGAGGCACCAUGUUCCCUCGUGGAGCUGACGCUUACAUAGAUGAUAUAAAUGAGCUUGUACCUCUUACUGGCGGAGCCAUCAGAACUGCAAUUGACACAGGCUGCGGAGUUGCAAGUUGGGGUGCCUAUCUAUUGAAGCGGGAUAUCCUAGCCAUGUCUUUUGCACCACGGGACACACAUGAAGCACAGGUCCAGUUUGCAUUGGAGAGGGGAGUUCCUGCUAUGAUUGGCAUCAUGGCUUCGCAAAGACUUCCUUAUCCAGCCAGGGCUUUUGACAUGGCUCAUUGUUCCCGUUGCUUGAUACCUUGGAAUAACUAUGAUGGUCUAUAUCUAAUUGAAGUGGACAGAGUCUUGAGGCCUGGUGGUUAUUGGAUUCUCUCUGGUCCUCCUAUUAAUUGGAAAAAAUACUGGAGAGGUUGGGAAAGAACCCAAGAAGAUUUGAAGCAAGAGCAGGACUCGAUUGAGGAUGUAGCCAAGCGCCUGUGCUGGAAGAAAGUGGUUGAAAAGAAUGAUCUUUCCGUUUGGCAAAAGCCUAUCAACCACAUGGAAUGUGUUAGAAGCAGGAAGAUCUAUAAAACUCCACACAUUUGCAAGUCAGACAACCCAGAUGCUUCAUGGUACAAAGACAUGGAAGCUUGCAUAACCCCAUUGCCAGAGGUAAGCAGCUCAGAUGAAGUUGCUGGUGGUGCAGUGGAGAAAUGGCCAGAGCGUGCAUUUGCGAUUCCUCCCAGAGUUCUUAGUGGUUCAAUACCAGGCAUCAAUGCUAAGAAAUUCAAGGAGGAUACCGAACUGUGGAAGGACAGAGUAUCACAUUAUAAGCACAUAAUUAGCCCCCUGACGCAAGGGCGAUAUCGGAAUGUGAUGGACAUGAAUGCCUACCUUGGUGGAUUUGCUGCUGCCCUGUUGAAGUAUCCAGUGUGGGUUAUGAAUGUGGUGCCUGCCAAUUCAGACCACGACACACUUGGUGUGAUCUUUGAACGAGGGUUUAUCGGGGCAUAUCAGGAUUGGUGCGAGGCAUUCUCGACAUACCCAAGAACAUAUGACCUCAUCCAUGCCGGUGGAGUGUUCAGUAUAUAUCAGGACAGGUGUGACAUCACGUACAUCCUGCUAGAGAUGGAUAGAAUUCUGAGGCCAGAAGGGACGGUUAUUUUCAGGGACACAGUAGAGGUCCUCGUUAAGAUACAGAGCAUAACAAAUGGGAUGAGAUGGAAGAGUCAGAUUAUGGACCAUGAAAGUGGACCAUUUAAUCCAGAGAAAAUCCUUGUUGCCGUCAAAACUUAUUGGACUGGUCAAGCUUCUCAGAAAGAACACUAGUAGAGGGUUAGUGUAAUUUUUUCUUUUCUGGGAAUCAUUUGGUUCAAUCAGAUUUUGUUCGAGAAUAUGUAAUUUUCCUAUUGAGAAGGGCAAAAGAAUAGGUUUGCUAAAACUCAUUUACUUACAUUGAAAUGGCAUAUACACCGGAAUGAGCCAAGCAAAAAUGUAUGUCCUCUAUUUGUUCGUAAUUCAUCGAUCGAUGGUCA
This is a messenger RNA of Ricinus communis (castor bean), 2773 nucleotides long. RefSeq names its product probable methyltransferase PMT18. Bases 675 to 2567 code for a protein of 630 amino acids. Gene Ontology annotation, molecular function: methyltransferase activity. The record is from RefSeq and is a predicted model, not a curated record. NCBI's taxonomy places the organism in Eukaryota, Viridiplantae, Streptophyta, Magnoliopsida, Malpighiales, Euphorbiaceae. The transcript has 6 exons. Gene Ontology annotation, cellular component: endosome; trans-Golgi network; cytoplasm.